UUUUAAUGCUUUAGACAGUUAUUAAUUUUUUCAAAAUUUCAAGUUUUCUUUUCUAAUAAAAUUGUUCAUAAUGGAAACAUUCACACUCAACAAACUGCCUGCAGUCGCAAAACCAGUUUCUUUUGUGCCACCGCCCUACUGUAGAAAUGCUCAGAGAAAAGAAGUCGUACGUGCACAGGAAAAACUGCUUUCUUUGAAGCUUAGAGUUUCAAAUCCAUCUAAGUUGUUAUUACUAUGUGAAACACUUACGGAUAACUCAAGUAAAGCCCUUGAAGUUAAGCUCAAUACCUACUUAAUGGAAGAAUCGGAAAGUAAAGCAGUAUUUUUGCUGCACUUGCAUCCUUCCUCCCAAGAGACCUUUAUUCAAACGCUUGGAAAAAAUGAACUGGAAACUUCUCAGCGAUUUUCACUGUCAAGCGAAACUGUGUCUCAAAUCAUUCAGCAUGAAAACAAAACUUUAAAAUGGGAUGAAAAUAUAAACUCAGAAAUUCUAGCAGUGUUUACUGAAAUGUUCGAUGAUAUACAUUACAGAAUUACAGUCGUUCCCAUAGUGAAGAAACAAAACUUUUAUCCCUGUUCAAUCCAGAAUUUGAAACCCACGCUCUUGACUUGUUUUCUCGACAGUGGGAAAAAUGAGGAUUAUCUCAUAAAUCUAGCAGAGGAAUUGUUCAAGUAUUGUUUGCCAGUUUUAUUAAAUAUUAUGUCAUCCGAAGAAGAGAUCAGGAAAAGAAUCCAAUACCAGUCAUUAUUGGCAGUAAUUCGAAACUUACUUUUGUCGGUGGAAGAUAUUAAUGGACUAAUUAAAACAAUGACUGAGGAAGCAAGAAAAAUAACAAAUUCAAAACACUGUACACUGUUUUUAAAUAAUGCAGGUCGAGUGGAUUUAAUUUCAAAAGUGUUUACUACGUUUUCCAGUAGUAAUAUUCGUGCAAGUAUCAAGUCUGCAGAGGACCAUAUUAUACCUGAUCACGUGGCAACGACAGGAAAACUCAUGAAUCUGCAGCAGGGCUGUGAAAUUGAUUUAAUUGAUAAAAAUUUGAUUGAAUAUACAGGAUUUGAAACUAGAAAUAUUUUAUGUUUUCCAAUUAAGGAUGAAAAUGGAAUAAUGGGUGCUGUGCAACUUUGCAAUAAAAGAAACGGCAAUUUCAAUUCCUAUGAUGAAGAAAUCGUGAACAUUUUAAGUUUCUUCUAUGGGGAAUUAAUCACACACACUAUUAAAUUUGUACAGGGAGAAAAUUUUAAAGUUCGAAACCACUUAUCCAACGAAUUGAUGAUUUAUCAAAUUCACGUAGAAGAAAUAGAAGUCGAAAAGAAGUUAACUUGUCCUCUCAUCCACUGGUACCCAAACUUUGAUCAGUUUAGUUUUUCUCCUCGAACAAUUGUACCGACGGAAACUACCUGUUUCGUAAUGAAAAUGUUUCAAGAUCUCGGAUUUUGUAAAACUUUUUCAAUUGAGAAGAGUAUUUUUCUUCGAUUUGUCUUCCAUAUCAAAAAUGGAUGUCGCAAUAUACGUUACCACAACUGGAAACACCUGUUUUCCACCGCUCACUUUGCGUACUUAUGCUUGAAAAAUCUGCAAUUGAUGGAAAAAGCCUAUAUAACCCAUUUGGAAGCGUUGGCAUAUUUUAUUUCGUGUUUAUGUCACGAUGUGGAUUACAGAGGAAUAACAAAUCCUUUUCAUCGAGAAGCUAAUAAUAUUUUAGCAAGCUUAUAUUCUAGUUAUGGUUCGAUUAUGGAAAGACAUCGCUUAUCGCAGCUUCUUCGAAUUCUGAACACAGAAGGAUGCAAUUUUUUGGAAACGCUUGAAAAAGAAAAAUAUGCAUUGUUUUUAAAUUUGUUGAAAGAUUUUGUGCUUUCUGUGGAUCUAGCCACCCAUUUCAAGUUCUAUAAGAGACAGUACAAAAUGAUUUACGGUGGGUAUAAUAAAAAUAAUCCCGAACACCGAUAUGUCUUCGUUGGUCUUUUGGUCACAUGCGCAGACUUGUCUGAUCAUACAAAGGAUUGGUCAGUUGUCAAAAAUGUGGCUCUAGAUCUAUACGAGGAACUACUUGCGGAGCAGAACAUCACACAAGACAUAUCUGCGAAAGAAAUGGAAUCGUUUCCGUUACCUGAUUUUCAAAUUGAAUUUUUAAAACAAGUGUGUUUACCCGUCUUCAAGUUACUGGGUGCAAUGUUUGUACCUUUAAAAGAACUUACAUAUAAGCUCAAAAAACACAUCCUCUACUGGGAAUGUUCGAAACAUAUAUUUCAAAAAGCAAUUAUAGAAGGUAUUCCGUGUGUUGAAAUGUUGCAAAGUGAGCAGUUCGAUGCCACAAUUGAGGCUACAGUCAAGCUGCUACAAAAAAAAUAAUAAGCAAUAUUAUAGGCCAAAAUACACGUAGUCGGAGCCGCCUUAAGAUGUUCUUUGUUCACAACCGAAGGAUUUGGGAAAGUUAAAAUCAAACAAUCACUAUUCUCCUUCAAGCGUUUUUAUGGUCUAUCAAGCGUACUGGUUGAAAACAAAAGUUUGGAGAUGGAGCAAGCCCAGUAAACCCCUUGCAGUUCGUAAUGCUUACACUCUUUUUUGUUACGACCGACAAAAUUCUAGCGUUUUUUAUACAAUUCCUGAUGCUGAAAGAAACUUAUCACACAUCAAGGAAGCCUGCUUUCAGUUUUCAAAAUUUAUUACUAUGGUUUCAUCUACGCAGAAACAUAAUUUUGAAUAUGUAAUUACUUACCGUUCACUCGACGGUAAGAAAUGAUCUCAUCGUCGUGUUAGCCGUAGCAACCAGUAAACAAGGCCUACUGCCCUGGAAACAUACCCCUGAGUAAAAGAAAAAUAUAAGAUUUUCGACUUUGUUGUUUCGUGAGACGAUCGACUGAUAAGCACUGAAAAGUUUUAAGUGGUGAAUUCGACGGCUAGAACCAGUGCAAUGCGGGAUAAAACUCUAGGUUUGCAGUGGAAGACCACGGCGCGGCGGUGUGAAUAUUAACUAGGUAGCUAUUCCAAAGUAAUAUGAGCACUGAUGACCAGUGAUGAACACCUUCUCGAAUCUAAUAAAGAGAUUAAAGACACUGUAUUGGCGAAAUGCUGAACACUUACUAUGUAGGCCACACUGAUUUUUGGAACAGAAUUUUUAUUGACUCUUUUAUUUUU
Messenger RNA from Zophobas morio, 3136 nucleotides. RefSeq names its product cGMP-dependent 3',5'-cyclic phosphodiesterase-like. NCBI's taxonomy places the organism in Eukaryota, Metazoa, Arthropoda, Insecta, Coleoptera, Tenebrionidae. Gene Ontology annotation, cellular component: mitochondrial inner membrane; cytosol; mitochondrial matrix. Gene Ontology annotation, molecular function: 3',5'-cyclic-GMP phosphodiesterase activity; 3',5'-cGMP-stimulated cyclic-nucleotide phosphodiesterase activity; protein homodimerization activity. Gene Ontology annotation, biological process: regulation of mitochondrion organization; positive regulation of gene expression; cGMP catabolic process. The record is from RefSeq and is a predicted model, not a curated record. Bases 71 to 2350 code for a protein of 759 amino acids. The transcript is spliced from 13 exons.